Messenger RNA from Dromiciops gliroides (monito del monte), 6690 nucleotides. RefSeq names its product Jrk helix-turn-helix protein (gene JRK). The transcript is spliced from 2 exons. Lineage: Eukaryota; Metazoa; Chordata; Mammalia; Microbiotheria; Microbiotheriidae. Bases 275 to 1987 code for a protein of 570 amino acids. Gene Ontology annotation, molecular function: DNA binding. The record is from RefSeq and is a predicted model, not a curated record. Gene Ontology annotation, cellular component: nucleus.
GGAAGGAAAACGUGGUGGGAAAUGGGAAUGGGGAAAGGGGAAGAAGGGAAGACCAAAUAUUGGUGAAGUGGAGAGGUAGCCAGGAACCUUGGGGGAAAGGGGGUGUGGUUGGGAGCUGGGAGAGGAAAAUUAUAAGGAAGUAGAGGAAACCUCAAGCAAAUUGAAAGGGAGAGGGGGGCAGUGAGGUGAGAAGAGAAAAAUCAAUACUGUGCCCAAGUAUAACAUACACCAACAUUCCUCUUUAAGUCACAGUGUAUAUAAGCCAUCCAAUCCCAUGGCUUCCAAACAGCCUGUAGUGAAGAACAAAGGAGAGAAACGUAAGAGAGUUGUGCUGACCCUAAAGGAGAAAAUUGAUAUCUGUACCCGUCUUGAAAAGGGCGAGAACAGGAAAGCUUUGAUGCAAGAGUACAAUGUUGGCAUGUCUACCUUAUAUGACAUCAAGGCCCACAAGGGACAACUGCUGAGGUUUUUUGCUAAUUCGGAUUCUAACAAAGCCCUUGAACACCGCCGCACUUUGCACACCCCUAAGCUAGAGCAUCUAGAUCGGGUUUUGUAUGAGUGGUUCUUGGUGAAACGGUCAGAGGGAGUUCCUGUCUCAGGCCCAAUGCUCAUUGAGAAGGCUAAAGACUUUUAUGAGCAGAUGCAGUUGACUGAGCCAUGUGUUUUUUCUGGAGGAUGGCUUUGGAGGUUUAAGGCAAGGCAUGGCAUCAAAAAGCUAGAUGUUUCCAACGAAAGACAGUCAGCAGACCACCAGGCUGCAGAGCAGUUUUGUGGGUUUUUCCGAAGUUUAAUUGCAGAGCAUGGUUUAUCCCCCGAGCAGUUUUACAAUGCUGAUGAAACUGGUUUGUUUUGGCGUUGCCUGCCAAAUUCGACUCCUGAAGGGGCCAGUGCCUCAGGUUUGAAGCAGACCAAGGACAGAUUGACUGUCCUCAUGUGUGCUAAUGCUGCAGGCUCCCACAAAAUCAAACCUUUGGUGAUUGGAAAGUGUAAUGGUCCCAGGACUUUCAAAGGAAUUCAGCAUUUACCUGUUGCUUACAAGGCACAAGGUAAUGCAUGGAUGGACAAAGAAAUCUUUUCCGAUUGGUUUCAUCAUAUUUUUGUACCUUCAGUCAAAGAUCAUUUUAGAAAUAUAGGCUUACCUGAUGACAGCAAAGCUAUUCUUCUGCUAGACAAUUCUCGAGCCCACCCUCAGGAAGCAGAGUUAGUUUCUGAUAACAUUUUUACCAUCUUCCUGCCUGCCAGUGUUACCUCGCUGAUUCAACCUAUGGACCAGGGCAUUAGAAGAGAUUUCAUGAGAAAUUUCAUCAAUCCUCCAGUCACUGUACAAGACCUUCAAACUCGUUACAACAUAAGUGAUGCCAUUUUUAAUGUUGCUUGUGCCUGGAAUUCUGUUACUAGUGAAAUAUUAAGGCGGGCAUGGAGAAAAUUGUGGCCUAGUGUUAUGUUUGCAGAAGUGUCUUCUGAUGAAGAAGAAUUUGACCGGUUUAGAGUAAGGCCUCCAAACAACACACUGGUGCAGAUUCUUGAAAUGGUGAAGGAUCCUCCUUCACCCACAGUCAACAAACUGAAUAAAAGUGAGGGAGAUGAGUGGGCUGAUGCUGACCAAGAAGGUGAAGUGUCACAGGGUGUUAGUGACACAGAGAUAGUAGAAACUGUUUGGAAUCCUGACAAUGGAACUGAUUCUGAAAAAGACAGUGAUGGAGAAGAUUUUAGGGAAGGGGAGAAAACAUCUUGGGAAAAAGCUGCUUCAUCCUUUGAUUCGAUUAUUAGUUUUGCAGAAAAGCAGCCGUGUUUUACAAACCAGGAGAUUAUGCAGUUGCAUAUGCUGCAUGCUAUUUUUAUGCGACAAAGGCAGAUGGCAAACAAACAAACAGAGAUCAGGGAUAUAGUCAAGAUAGAAAAUCCCAGGGGAUAUCCUGUAGUUUGCACUGGUUCAGCCCAAUCUCCUAUACCAUCUACAUCUACAGCACUGUAUAGUGAUAACUGAUAGUCAUUUUGGUGCCCUUGAGACCCUGUGAAAUCUUAACUCAUCAGAGAAGGAUUCAGUUAUAUCCAGCAGGCUGUCUUUUCACUUAUGCUAAAAAGUGGACUAAGACAUUUUAGAGAGGUUUUUCAUGGGGGUUGGUUAAAACCAAAGGUUGCCUAUUGAAUCUGGAAAUUCAUUUAAUUAGAACAGCCCAAACUCCCUGUGUAUUCCAGUUAAUCGAGGUUUUACUCUAUCACCCUUUAUGUAGUGUGAGGAACCCCUAAAGGAAGACAACAGAACUGAAAGGCUUUUCCUUUGUAGCACAAAAUUGAGUGUAGUGCAACCCUACAGUUUAUCUUUCAGAAAGCACUCCCCAUACAGAAUCUCUGCACGGUAGUAACAGGAUCCGGAGAGAGAGCUUAGUGUGGGGCUUGGGGGGAAAGUAAGAUGUUCAGGUUACCACAAAUUAGUGUCUAAAGAGCUUUCCAUGGGGGAUUAAAUGAAACUUAAGGGCUUGUGGCUUCUCUGGGUUUUUAACUGGAGAGGGGCUUGGAAUAUCUAACUUUGACAGGUUUAUUAGAUAGCAUAAAUCCUUCAGACUGAAUUUAAGUGAGAUUCUGUGAAUGAGUCUCUGGAGGACUUUGGGGCCAUCACAUUCCCACUGGAAAUAAAAAUGAUAGUCUAUUUCAGUUUUUGAGGUAAUAUUUCUAAGAAGUCAGAACUAAUAAUAUUUCCAAAUUGGUAUAAUUACAUUCCAGUAAAAAAAAAAUUGUUCUGUGACCUUGGGAAAGUCAUUCUCCACCCUCACUCCAAAUACCUUUUCUUCCUAUUCGUAAAAUUGGGAAUCUGAUUAGAUGACCUCUAAAGCCCUUUUUCUACCAUUCCAUGAUUCUAUAGAAAUGCAUUUUUUUUUUCAAUUUAUAUCUUAAACAAGGCACUGGUAGCGAGGUUACAGCCACUCUGAAUGUGAAAGUGAUUCCUUCCCGAGGAUAUCAGAAAUGCCAUCCUAAAUCAGACUGUUCCUCUGUCCAGCCCAGUAUGAGGACUCUGAUGGGAAUUUUGAGGAUAUUUGCCUUCUGUUGGGUGACUUGGGUUCAAUUACUUCCCUUCUCUGGGGUAUUUCCUUACCUCUAAAAGGAGUUUGGAUGAGGCAGUCUUGAAGUGCCCUUCAGUCUUUUAACUUUCCAUAAUUAAUAUGUUAAUUUUGGGGGUGGGUGGGUUAUAUACUCUAGAGUCUUCUAUAAACAUUCCCAGGAAUUUCAGUUGAUCCCAUUUCUGGAUUUUGAUAAUGUCUUUUAAGUCCAGACCAACACUUAAGAAGUUUCUGUUCUAUGUGAAUUGCUGAAUUUCCAUGCCAAGAGAUAUACAAUUAGUAUUUGAACUUUCCUUUGUAACCUUGGAUAUCCUUAUUUCAGUGUUGAAAAGCCUGACUGCUUUUUUCCCUUUUUUUAAAUUUAGGCCAGUUUUGACAAAAGAGUUCACAUUUUUUUCUCAUUUAUUCCAUGUUAAUCUUUGAGUUAUAAACAGUUAAAUGCAUACCAUGAAUUAUAUGUAUCCCUACUUAAGACUCUCUCCCUCCCUACCUACCUGUGUUUCUUAGAAACACUGAAUGCUUGUAUUUUUCCAUUCUUUUUUUCACUCCUGGGUCUAUAACUCCCAUUUAACUUUGGAUUAAUGUUGUGGUUGUGGAAUCAGUACAUACUUUUCAUUCCAGGAUUUCCCAUUCCUUCCACCAAGAGGCUUUAAGACCUGGUGGAUAGAAUGUUGUCCACAGCCUGUUUAUAACUAUUUUUACAUGUUUCUUGCUUUAAAUGAAAUCCUAUAAAAUAUAAAUGCAAUGUGUAUUUCUUGCUUUAUAUGCAUGUGUAUAGAUUAUACAAUAUCUCAAAUAGCUUUUUUUAAAAAAAACAAUUCAUUGCUACAUAAGGUCAGAUUGACUUUGUGCCCUUAUUACUCCUAUGUCACUUGCUGUUGAGUCCCACUGUGUCUUUGAGAUGAUGUUUGUAUAUCCAUGUAUUUUUGUGCCGUUUCUGUGCUCUUUUCACUGUUGACCCUUAUACAAAAGACUGUUAGGUUCACCUCUGCUUAGGGGAAUGACAUGCAGGAUGCUGGAGUGAUUUAAAGACUGCUCUCUUUUUUCCUUAUUUAUUGCUAGUAACUCUGAAAGAAGGGCAGCUCAUUCAAAAGACCCCUUUCCUGAGGCAGUUAUCUUCUGUUCAAGGUCUUUAAAAAGGAAAACCAUGAACUUUGUAAUUGUAUGUGAAAAUCUUGGUAAGCAGAAGGACAUAGGAUGAGUGCUGCCUUAAUUAGAUACUGAGUUUCUGAACCUCCAAAUGGAGGUGUUCAAACUCCUAGUAAAGUGCUUUGCUAUGCUUACUGAACUGAAAGGAUGCAAGACCCACUGCUGUCAGGGAUAUCGUAGGAGAAAUUCAUUUAUAGAUGACCCCUCUGACUUAGACUUUGUGAUUCUGUGACUUCUUGUUUUGGUCUUACAUUGUUUCCUGUGUGUGAGUUCUUUUCCCAGCCAGAUUGUAAGCUCUUAGUGAGCAGGAAUUAUGUCUUAUAUUUCAGUACCUGUCACAGUUGUCACAGGCUGAACAUAUACUCAAUGAUCAAUAAAUACAUGAUUGAAGGGAUUUAUCUCCCACAGUCUCUCAUCUUGAUAGCCCUCUGCUGUAUUUCAGAAGGGUGAUGGGAAGGCUAUAUUUUGUAGUAAGCUCACUGAACAUCCUAUUAUCUUUGGUUUAGUUAUCAGCACCCUCAUCAUGAAAUACUGGGAUGUGAUGACGAGUGAUUCCUCCUUUUUCCAUUGGUCACUUACAAUAUUCUGACUGAAAAACUCAGUCCUUUUUUGGACUGAUCUUGGGAUUGCCACCAUUGCCCUUUUCUCCAUGCCCUACCUUGAUUGGAGGUCCCCAGCAGCUUUAUUCUUAGGCAUACUGUUUGUAGUGUACAAACUACUUUAUGUAGCAUGUGAGGAUGAUUAGGCUACAGAUGAUAAGCAAAUUAUAAAUACAUAGUAGAGUACUGCCUUUUGCCCGAUUUAAGAGAUUCUAUUAUUUUUGAAUUAAUCUACUCAGAAGUUCCACUCCUGGCCUUGGCUUUUCUUUCCUUAGCUCCCUGAAAAGCCAGGUUUCUUUUUGUGGAUCCUCUUUGUCUCAGAAAGCUUGCCUGGCCACUUAGAAUGCUAGAUUUUUACUCUCUGGUUGUUUACUCUAGCUCUCCUGAGGGCCCCAAAGUGGUAAUACCCCACGGUUCCCUCUCAAGCCUUCUUUCUGAGACAAAUGUUCAGUUACUCAUCUUUAAUCCAAUUCCCAUUCUUUCAUUCACUGACACUUUUCUAUGACUGAUUCAUAUGCUGGUUGCCCAUUGCUCUGGUUUUAUUAUUCCUCUUGUCCAGGAAUAUGCCUAGAUAGUUUAUUUUUCACCUGCCUAGGGAGGAAAUGUGAUUAAAAAAAAAAUGUACCCAGAGCCUGGAGACCUGGGUUCUAGUCUCAGCAUAUGCCUAUUUUUUGUUUUGUGAUUUUAAUCAAGUCAUUUCCCCAUAUGUAAAAUUGGUUCAAGAUAGAGAGGGGGUUGGGGAUUAGAAGAUUCUUAGGGACUUUUCCAGCUAUCUUACCCUAAUGGUUCCUCAUAGCCUUUCUCCUGACUUUCUUUAGUCUUAGAUACUGAAUUCUGGAAGUUGCAGUGGAAGUCUUUAGUUGUUACUGAAGUGUAAUCUUCCCUUUGCAUUUAGCCUUCAAGUACACAAAAAGGUUGAGGUGAAUUUUGAAAGGCAAUUACAAGGAUAAUGACCUCUGAUCCUUUGUUGAGAUGGGUUGAGUGAUGGUAGUAAGGGGUCACUGGUAGGGCCCUCACAUUGCUCAGGAGCAGCUAGGUGUGCAGUGGAUAAAGCACUGGCUCUGGAGUCAGAAGGACCCCAGUUCAAAGCUCACCUCAGACAUUUACUAGCUGUGUGACCCUGUGCAAAUCACCUACUUCCUUGAAGUAGGACCUCUUACAUUAACAACUUUGUGUGAAUGUUUUUAAUCAGAUUGCUUUGCUCCUAAUCUCUACUUAAUGGCAACAACACUGUGGAAAUGAGAAUCUGGAUUAGGAUUGUGGGAGGAAUUAUUUCUUGAGGAGGAUCACAGACCUAUGUGGAAUGACUCUUGGGAUAGGAGCUCCUGACAGGGCCAAAAGAAGACUCCAGAAACCUGGUAUUAUCCAUUUCAAGGCUCUCUGAAAAUUUUCAACUAAUAAUAUCCUUACAGUGGUGAUUGAAAUGAAUUAUUCGGACAGCUUGAUGGCUGAGCCUGGCAUUUUGAAAAGAAUUGGGGUUGCCAUGAACUACCAGGAUCAUGAAAUUGGGUCAGCCUUGCUAUAAGUGGAAAGAGUCACUCCCAUCCCUAGCACUGGAACAGUGGGUGUUGACCAACAUCCCAAAGAGGAUUGGACUUUGGUGAUGGAUGGAUUAUACGAGUGGACUCUGAUGGACUUUGUGAUUUAUUUCUCAGAGGUUCAGAGAGUAGUGUGGAGAAUACAUGAAGUUAUAGUGUUUGUCUGGAGCCAACUGCUUGGGUGUGGAUGAUCUCAUCUCUCCAACUGAUAUAGAAGAAUAGUUAUCUCUGUAUCUUAUUCUCUUAUUAGACUGUGAGCUCCAUGAGGGCAGGAAUCAUUUCAUGUAAACAUAGCUGCCCCAGUGCCAAGUGCAGUAGAUCCUUAAUAAAUGCUUUUUGAAUUAA